Messenger RNA from Loxodonta africana (African savanna elephant), 8701 nucleotides. RefSeq names its product ATPase phospholipid transporting 11A (gene ATP11A). The transcript is spliced from 29 exons. NCBI's taxonomy places the organism in Eukaryota, Metazoa, Chordata, Mammalia, Proboscidea, Elephantidae. Gene Ontology annotation, biological process: phospholipid translocation. Gene Ontology annotation, molecular function: ATPase-coupled intramembrane lipid carrier activity; ATP binding; magnesium ion binding. The record is from RefSeq and is a predicted model, not a curated record. Bases 108 to 3692 code for a protein of 1194 amino acids. Gene Ontology annotation, cellular component: plasma membrane; endoplasmic reticulum; recycling endosome.
GGGGCCGGCGAGUCCAUGGACGCGCCAAGUAGAAGCCGGGGGCGAUAAGGCGGCGCGCGGCGGCCGGGGCAGCAGGCGGCCGGGGCGAGCGCGGAGCUGUCGGAGCCAUGGACUGCAGCCUCAUCCGGACGCUCAUCAACAGAUACUGUGCUGGAGAAGAGAACUGGGUGGACAGUCGGACCAUCUACGUGGGGCACAGGGAGCCGCCUCCAGGCACCGAGGCCUACAUCCCGCAACGAUACCCGGAUAACAGGAUCGUCUCUUCCAAGUACACAUUUUGGAACUUCAUACCCAAGAACUUAUUUGAACAGUUCAGAAGAAUAGCCAACUUUUAUUUUCUUAUCAUAUUUCUGGUACAGUUGAUUAUUGAUACGCCCACAAGUCCAGUAACAAGUGGACUUCCACUGUUCUUUGUCAUCACUGUCACAGCUAUCAAACAGGGUUAUGAGGACUGGCUUCGCCAUAAAGCGGACAAUGCGAUGAACCAGUGUCCUGUGCAUUUCAUUCAGCAUGGCAAGCUCGUUCGGAAGCAGAGUCGAAAGCUGAGAGUUGGUGACAUCGUGAUGGUGAAGGAGAAUGAGACCUUUCCUUGUGACCUGAUUUUCCUUUCCAGCAACCGAGGCGAUGGAACAUGCCACGUUACAACAGCCAGCUUAGAUGGAGAGUCGAGUCACAAAACUCACUAUGCAGUUCAAGACACAAAGGGAUUUCAUACUGAAGAGGAUAUAGACGGGCUGCAUGCUACCAUUGAGUGUGAGCAGCCUCAGCCGGACCUCUACAAGUUUGUUGGUCGUAUAAAUGUUUACAACGAUCUCAAUGACCCUGUGGUCAGGCCAUUAGGAUCAGAAAACCUGCUUCUUAGAGGAGCCACGCUAAAGAACACUGAGAAAAUCUUUGGAGUUGCUAUUUACACUGGCAUGGAAACCAAGAUGGCAUUAAAUUAUCAGUCAAAGUCCCAGAAGCGGUCUGCUGUAGAAAAAUCCAUGAAUGUAUUCCUCAUUGUGUACCUCUGUAUCCUGGUCAGUAAAGCCCUAAUAAAUACUGUCCUGAAGUAUGUAUGGCAGAGCAAACCAUUUCGAGAUGAGCCGUGGUAUAAUCAGAAAACUGACUCAGAAAGACAGAGGAACCUGUUCCUCCGAGCCUUCACAGACUUCCUGGCUUUCAUGGUCCUCUUCAACUACAUCAUCCCCGUGUCCAUGUAUGUCACCGUGGAAAUGCAGAAAUUUCUUGGCUCAUAUUUCAUCACUUGGGAUGAAGACAUGUUUGAUGAAGAAACAGGGGAAGGGCCGCUGGUUAAUACCUCUGAUUUAAAUGAAGAAUUAGGCCAGGUGGAGUACAUCUUCACUGAUAAAACAGGCACCCUCACAGAAAACAACAUGGAGUUUAAAGAAUGCUGUAUUGAAGGCCACGUCUACGUGCCUCACGUCAUCUGUAAUGGACAAGUCCUCCCUGAUUCUUCAGGAAUAGAUAUGAUUGAUUCCUCUCCAGGCGUCAGCGGAAGGGAGCGAGAAGAGCUGUUCUUCCGGGCCCUCUGUCUGUGCCACACAGUGCAGGUGAAAGAUGAUGAUGACGUAGAUGGGCCCAGGAAGCCACCCGACCCAGGGAGAUCCUGUGUGUACAUAUCGUCAUCACCCGAUGAAGUGGCCCUAGUUGAAGGCGUUCAAAGACUUGGUUUUACAUACCUGAGGCUAAGAGACAAUUACAUGGAGAUACUAAAUAGAGACAAUGACAUUGAAAGGUUUGAAUUGCUGGAAAUUUUGAGUUUUGACUCAGUAAGAAGGAGAAUGAGUGUAAUUGUGAAAUCUACUACAGGAGAAAUUUACCUGUUUUGCAAAGGAGCAGACUCUUCAAUAUUUCCCAGGGUAAUAGAAGGCAAAGUUGACCAAAUCCGAUCCAGAGUGGAGCGCAACGCAGUGGAGGGACUUCGAACUUUGUGUGUUGCCUACAAAAGACUCAUUCCAGAAGAAUAUGAAGGCAUUUAUAAGCUGCUGCAGGCUGCUAAAGUGGCACUUCAAGAUCGAGAAAAAAAAUUAGCAGAAGCAUAUGAGCAAAUAGAGAAAGAUCUUAUUCUGCUUGGUGCUACAGCUGUUGAGGAUCGGCUCCAGGAAAAAGCCGCUGAUACCAUUGAAGCGCUACAAAAAGCUGGAAUCAAAGUGUGGGUUCUAACGGGGGACAAAAUGGAGACUGCAGCGGCCACCUGCUAUGCCUGCAAACUUUUUAGGAGAAACACACAACUACUCGAGUUAACCACCAAGAAAAUUGAAGAGCAGAGUUUACACGAUGUUCUCUUUGAGCUGAGCAAGACCGUUCUGCGCUGUAGUGGCAGCCUAACGAGAGACACCUUCUCAGGACUUUCCACAGAUUUGCAAGAUUAUGGCUUAAUUAUUGAUGGAGCUGCAUUGUCUCUAAUAAUGAAACCCCGAGAAGACGGGAGUUCUGGCAACUACAGAGAACUCUUCCUUGAAAUCUGCCGAAACUGCAGCGCAGUGCUCUGCUGCCGGAUGGCACCGUUGCAGAAGGCCCAGAUUGUUAAAUUAAUUAAAUUUUCAAAAGAGCACCCUAUUACUUUAGCAGUUGGUGAUGGUGCGAAUGACGUCAGCAUGAUCCUGGAAGCACACGUGGGCAUAGGUGUCAUUGGAAAGGAAGGUCGUCAGGCUGCAAGGAACAGUGACUAUGCAGUACCGAAAUUUAAGCACUUAAAGAAGAUGCUGCUUGUUCAUGGGCAUUUUUAUUAUAUUAGGAUAGCUGAGCUUGUGCAAUACUUCUUUUAUAAGAAUGUCUGCUUCAUUUUCCCUCAGUUUUUAUACCAGUUCUUCUGUGGAUUUUCACAACAGACUUUAUAUGAUACUGCGUAUCUUACACUGUACAAUAUCAGCUUUACGUCCCUUCCAAUUCUCUUGUACAGUCUGAUGGAGCAACAUGUCAGCAUAGACAUGCUCAAGAGAGACCCGUCACUGUACAGAGAUAUUGCCAAGAACGCUCUACUCCGCUGGCGAGUGUUCAUUUAUUGGACAUUCUUAGGAGUAUUUGACGCUCUGGUAUUUUUCUUUGGUGCUUACUUCAUGUUUGAAAAUACAACCGUGACCAGCAACGGACAGAUAUUUGGAAACUGGACCUUUGGGACGCUGGUGUUCACUGUGAUGGUCUUCACAGUCACCCUGAAGCUUGCAUUGGAUACACACUAUUGGACUUGGAUAAACCACUUUGUCAUCUGGGGUUCACUGCUGUUCUACAUUGUCUUUUCCCUACUCUGGGGAGGAAUUAUCUGGCCGUUCCUCAACUACCAGAGGAUGUACUAUGUGUUUAUCCAGAUGUUGUCCUGUGGUCCUGCAUGGUUAAGCAUCAUCCUGUUGAUUACUGUGAGCCUUCUUCCUGAUGUUCUCAAGAAAGUUUUAUGUAGGCAGCUGUGGCCCACCGCAACAGAAAGAACUCAGAAUACAUCCAGGCAGUGUCAGGACCACGUUUCGGAAUUCACCUCUCUCGCCUCUCUACAAAGCCCCAGCUACCAGAGCCACGACCUCACCAGUCCUUCGGCCAUGGAGUCUAGUUCUCACUCUAAAAAACUGAUGUUAACCUUCUGGAAUAGCAAGGAGUAUUUAGUACAUCCAUCCAUCUUUGGUCUUUCAAAUAACUGUUGCAAUUCCAGUUCAAGACACUACUACCAUGGGUCCAGCCUGGAAACACCUGUAUGACGGACAGAUCACCAAUUCACGCCUUUGAGAACUGCAUUCUCGAGUGUGUGUCUGUGUGUCUGUGUGUCUGCGUAUGGGUGUGCUUUUUCCUUAGUUUCCAGAGAAGGAGAGAAACAACACAGCUUGUCCUGAGAGGCACUUAGCUCUGACCUUCUGGACUGAGCACUUGAGUUGUGGCUUCCUCCAGGCCUGGUGGCUUCUCGUACUCUCCUUUGUGCGUUUGGUUGGACUGCUAAGAAGGGUGUUCUGGCCCUGGAAGACUGGUAGCAGUAGAUGAUCUCUUUACCCUGAGUCAGGGCUUCUGUGUGAUUAUCCUCUCUGUCGUCCUCUGUCACUUGGUGUUACUUGAAGAGAAGAGCGCACCAAGUGAUCUACGUGUUGAGACAGCGGGUCAGUGUUGAGCCGGAGCAAUCACCUCACACACCCCUGGUGACCGCCAUUUUGAGCAUGUCUGCCAGCCGUGUCCCUUUCAUUCCUCCUUGUGUGCAGUCUCUGUGGAAGAGAUUGGUGUUUUCUGUGCACUUCCUUUUCUCAAGAAAUCCCCCAAUACUUCUGUUUUUGAAAGUGGCCAGAUUAGACAUUCAGGCAAUCGUGUAUUUGUUUUCCUGUUAGAAUCAUAGGCCUUGCUUUUGCUUAAGUUCAUCCUCUACAUGGUAAGGGUGUUUUUCUAAUGGGUUAUAUCCAAAUCUAAGCUUGUUUUGCCGAAGAGAGAUGUUAACCCUAUAUGUUGUUGAAUUUGUUAAUGUCUUCUCUUUUCCCAUCACCCACUUGCCUCUGUGGAGAAAAAAAAAAAAAACCCGUAUUCAUGUGUGAGGAAUAGGUAAUACUGUUAACGUAAGCUUUUCCAAUAGAAGUUUUGAGAUAUUUAUCAGUCACACUCCAAAGGGUAAAGUUUACUUAUUUACUACUUUUGAAGAUUUUUUAUUUCAUAGGUUUUAGGGAAAGGAGUAUUGGUUUCGGGUACCCUACGGUAACUGUGAGGAGCCCUGAUGGCACGGUGGUUAAGCACUCAGCUGCUAACUAACUCAACCCACCAGCCGCUCCGCAGGAGAGAGAUGUGGCUGUCUGCUUCCGUAAAGAUUACAGCUUUGGAAACCCUGUGAGGCAAUUUGACUCUGUCCUAUAGGGUUGCUAUGAGUUGAAAUUGACUCCACAGCAAUGGGUUUGGUUUGGUUUGGUUUAGUUUGGUUUAGGGUUAACUACUUGGCUGUGGUGGUCAGACUCCCCUUUGGCUGUAAUAUUGAGAGAGAACCACUAGGGGGUGCUUCUGUCAGAGUCUCUUUCAGGCUGUAAUGGUCAUGCUGACAAGAUGGCCGCUCAGUUUUAAAAGGCAAGGUCGUCAUCUUCUGCUCCCUUCAGUGCUCUGUAGUUCUUACCAGACUUUGCUCUGAUUUUUUUUUUUUCAUAGAUCUCUCCUUUAUCUUAGGAUUUUGUUCACUGUUUUAUUUGAGGUGGGCAAAUGCUCCACAAGGCCGCUUUUUAUAAAGCUCCUGUUCUUUUCUGUACUGGUAUGUCUAUUUCUGAAGGAGCCCUGGUAGCACAGUGGUUGAGCGCUUAGCCGCUAACCGAAAGGUCGGCGGUUCAAACCAGCUGCUCAGCAGGAGAAGGAUGUGGCAGCCAGCUUCCGUCAAGAUUUCAGCCUUGGAAACCCUGUGGGGCAGCUCUGCUCUGUCAUACAGGGCCUCGGAGUUGGAAUCACCUCAACAGGAACAGGGUUUUGUUUUGUUUUCCCCUUUGGGUUUCUAUUUCCAGAAAUGUUCAAUUUUACAUAACCUCAGUGGACCUUAAAGAAGGUAUUUCAGUUUGAGAUUCAAACUUCAGACAUUAAAACCAAUGUCUUUUUAAAAACACAUCACCCAAAAGCUGAAAGGAAACACCUUCUCACUGCUAGAUUUCAUAUCGUGAAAACUGAGACUUUUCUAAGUGAACGCUGAGAUCUGUUUCUGUGAUGUCUGAUUUUAGAUACUUUUGGAAGUUCAGGUUUCACCAUUUGAUUGUACAAUGUUUCACCUUUAGAGUACGUAUUUGAACUAAGGGAUACGUAUUAUUUUCCAAAUGGAGAAUUAACAGUAAACAGUGCAGUAGCUGGAAUAAGUGAAAUAUAAAUAUCAUACCAAAGAUUAGGAUAAUGAAGUUUUGACCUAGAAUUAGAAAACAGAAUAAGGAAGCACCGUUUUUGUCCUGAAGCUUGUCUUUACCAUUUUGUAAAAAUCCCUUCCGGUUCCGGUCUCGUCAGAUGACUGUCACGAGAUCAUGUGUAUGGUGACUGCGUGCCUGGUUGUCACACUUCACGCCAGACCCUGCAAAACAGUGGUGUAUGUGUUUUUACAGUGACUUAAAGAACCUAACAUACGGGUGUAGGUGCAACACCUGUAGGGGCAACAGAUUCUCUCUGUAUGUUCAGUUAACAGAUUAUUUGUAAUGUAUUUUUUUAAAAAUCUUAAAAUUGCCUUUGCACUGAAGUAUUUUCAUAGCUGUUUAUAUCUCUUUUAUGCAUUUAUUUGUUAGCAUACCAUAUCUAAUUUUUAAAGUAUGUUCUAAAGGUUUUAUUUUUUAAGUUGAUGAAAUUUUGGCCACUUUACGUUUAAAUUCUGGUGAGAGUUUUGGCUGGAUGUUUCGUAUCUGAUGAAUGUGAAAUUUUCAGAUCGAUUUUAUUCUCUAUACCUCUUAAUUUGUUAGUGUUUCUGAUGACAGUAAUUGUUGACGUUUAGAGUACAGUAAUUUGCUAAGCUUCUUCUGUGUAAUUUAUUGCAGUUUCAUCUACGUUUUCAUUUUUGUUUUUAGUUUCCAUUCUUCAGCCUUAAAAAUAGAAGAUUCUUGCUUAGUAGUGCAAUACGCUGGGUCCCAGUUCUGCCUACUACCUAGACAUUUACCGUAUGUCCUAUAAAAGUCACUAAACUUUUAUGCUCUCCAAAAUGUCUUUUCAAAAAUUAUUUAGGAAAUUAUUAAAUGCACAUGCCUAAUAAUCUUAAAUAUCUAAAGGGCACAAGAUAAAAAAAAAAGUGGGGGGAGGAAAAGACCACUGAAAUGACAUUUCAGAUAUGAUUUAAUGCAAUUUUUCACCUUUCAAUGGUUCGUGUUUACUUGCCUUUAACUUUAAAACAAGUAAUGUCAACUUUAAGCGUUUUUCUUAUUUUAGAAAAUCUAAUUCACUGCUGCACAUGAUGUUUGAAUAAAUUAUCAUUGUAACUUACCAUGUUGGUCCCAAUACAGGGCUCCUAAUUCCCAUUCCAUUCCUUUAAAAGCAAACCAUUUUAUAAAUGUGCGUGAGCAGCCCUGAUGACAUUUGUAUUCUCUUGCCUUCAGCUCCUACUUCACUCACGGCCAUAUGCAUACGUGUGCAAGCAUGUAUGCACACACACAAGUACAUACACAUGUAUGCACACACAAGUACACACACACAUUAUACUUUCCUUAAAUCCUGAACAUACCUGGCUUCUUUCUAAGGUGACCUUAUGGGGGUCGCUUCACCGUGUCUGGGAAGGUCAGGCUUCCUUAAACCUCCUCUGCCUCACUGGUAACAUGAGGCUCCUUGGUGGCAUCGGUAAGCCUUUGCACAGCACACAACAGGGUUGAAAGCCACGGCUUUGUUUAUACAAACUACUCACUGAAGGAUGUAACAGUGCCCAGGGCCAUGUUCAUUCCUUUCAAGGAUGCUCAGCUUCCCCAGUUUAAACCUCUCCUCUGCAGCUCAGCACCCAAGACAAGGUGGCCAGAGAGCAGAAUCUGGAAUCGGCCAACGCCCGCUCCGCAUCAGAUCUGCCUGCUUCUAGGAGCCCUGCCAUCGCCGCAGCAGGAGGGCCAGCCCCGAGCCAGCAGCAAGGCAGCUAGGGGUAGACAAGGUUUCCUUUUCUGGGCAACUGAAGUUAAAAUCCACAUCAACCCACUCCUAUGCAUUUGAAUAAUAGAGUGAACAAAGCAGACCAAAUAAAAAUACCCUUGAGGGUUGUAGCUCUCAUAAGAUGCUUAGUGAGUGUGUGCCUGGAUGAAUAAGUGAGGAGUAGUAAGUUUUGGAGAUUUAGAUGGAGAGAAAAAAUGACUGUAUGAUAGCAAGUUUUAUAGAACUUCUUGGUUUGACUUGUUGAGCUUCUUGCAGCUUUAAUUACAGAAAAGUCUCAGACGUGCUGUGGUAACUUUUUAAAUUGUCGGGCAUCAACCAAAUGUUGAGUGCAAUCGGAAGGAAGUUUUUUAGUCUUUUUUUUUUUUAAACCACUAAAGUUCAUAUGCCUUGCACUGACUAGUAAUGAACUAAUGCAACCACUUCUAUUUUAUUUUUAAAUUAAUAUUAUUUAUUUGACUUUAUACAACAACUUGGUAUGCAGUCCUUUGCAUUCUACAUUUCUUUUGGAAGUCACCCAUUUGUACUUUAAAACAGGAAAAAUGUCAGUUGACAAAUGCGUUCUUUCUUAUGUUGGCGGGUAGGUGAAUGGGACUGAGUCAUUCUGACAGAGUGUCUGUAACAAAGCUUUAAUGAAAAUGUGCUGAAAGUAUUAGGAAAGGUGAUUCUACUUUUGCAGAAAAAAAUCUAAAGAUCAGUUUAUAUAGCUUUAUUUUUUACCUUAUUGAAAUAUAUGGAAUUUUAAUAUGUGUAUAUUGUCUCUGACUUAAAAUUAUAGUGUUUGUCUGCAUUGCAACUUAAAAUUUCUGUUCAUUAUGUGAUGUGAUAAAAGAGAGGCUUUGAAAAUGUAUUAAACAGAAUGGUAUCUACAGUUAUCAUCAUAAAUACUGGAAUUUAUUUUUAAGUGAUUAAAUAUAGUAGGUGCACUUAACUUAAUAAAUCAGCCUCCAAUCAGUAAUGUUUAAUUGGUAAUAAUUCAUUAACCUGCUUUGAAAAAUUAAAUUGUGAAUUAAUCUAGUUCUUACAUUUCUGUAAAGUUUAUUUUGUAUGCUACUGUUUUUAACUUUUAUUUCUGUAGGUAAAAUAUGAUUUGAUAAUAAUUAUAUUGGACUUUUCUGUAGAUUAUCUAAGCAGGAGAUGUAAUCUGCUUGCAAUAAAGAAAAAAAAAAUA